UGAUAUUAAGGUUAAAUGAAUGAUUGAAAAUUACCGCAGAAUGCAAUUAACAUUACAAUGUGAUUAGUUCUGCCUUCAACGGUGGAAAAAAUAGAAAUACAAUUAACUGGCCGCCCAUAGCAAAUAUGUUACAAAGUAUUUAGGUUUGGAGCGAGUGAUAAUCAGAGAGUGGAAUGACGGAUUUUCUUCAUAAUUAAAGCAAUUAACUGUUUCGUGGUUCGUGUGUCUUAUUUAAAUCCGAAAAAAGUGACAAUUGAACAAGACCAAAGUCGUCGUCCGAAACAAAAUGUUGUGCAGUGUUUAUCUAUUUCUCGGGUCUAACCAAACAUCCGAUGGAUCAUUAUCAUUAUCUUGAGUCUUAAUUCCCACUCCUCGUAAAAACUUUCCGUUUGAUCUGUUUCUGACUGCCGAUGCCAGACCUUCUGACUAGUACAAGCAAUACAAAGUUUACUUACAUAAAUAUGCAAAUUAAAAUAGCAUCAUCGUGCAAUGACAUCAAAAUAGAUGCCGGCCACCCCACCUAUAGAUUAUAGAUGUCUGGCAGUCUAACGACCCAGUAGUAGAGAAAAACAUAGAGUACUUUUUUGCAAAAUGAACUUUCUAAGGGAGUAAAAAUUACCCGGCUGUCCCUCUAAAGUGCACAAAUAUCUGACCUAAUCGAAACGAAAAAUGGGACCGAUGGACAGCGGAUCCGCUGCAGUGGCAGCUCUGAUGCUGGCCAAUAAAACCCUGCAGGCCGCUGUUCUGACGCAGAAUGCGACGUCCGGCAAUGGAACCUCUGGUGACGACGAUCAGCCGACGAUUUCGAUGGACAACCUUUAUCCGGCCCUGGUGCAGUGUUUUGCCAUCAUCAUUUGUGGAUACCUGGCUGGACGCCUGAAUAUAAUCACCAACACCGAAGCCAAGGGCUUGAACACCUUCGUUGGGACAUUCGCGCUACCCUCGGUAAUCUUUCUCUCGCUAGCCCAGCUAGAUUGGAGCACCGUGAACUGGAACUUCCUGCUCUCGAUACUGAUCUCGAAAACCAUCGUAUUCCUAUCGGUUGGUAUCAUCUCGCUGUUGGUAGCGCGGCCUAUCAACUAUGGUCGUGCCGGACUGCUGGCCAUCUUCUGCACCCAGAGCAAUGAUUUCGCAAUUGGGUUCCCAAUUGUUACGGCGCUAUACUCAAAAAUUCAUCCGGAGUAUGCAUCCUACAUAUAUCUUAUGGCUCCAAUUUCGUUAGCCAUCCUAAACCCCAUUGGAUACGUUUUGAUGGAGAUAUCAAAAAUCAAAGCAAAAGCAGCAGAAGAACAGCCUCAACAAACCCGUCGAUCAUCGAUACCCCCAUGCUCGCAGCUAUCGGACACGGAUGCCUCAAGUCGUAAGCUUUUGAAAGGCAAGGUCCUGGUCGUGGUCAAAAUCAUCGAAUCGAUCUUCUUGAAUCCGGUACUGUUGAUGACCCUACUGGGCGUGAUCGGGGGACGCAUUUUCCCCAACGGGUUGCCCAUUUUCCUCUCGUCGAUCCUCAAGGUGCUAGGAGAUUCUUUCUCUGCGACCUCACUGUUCCUGCUAGGCCUCAGAAUGGUCGGCAAUGCCGCAGCUCUCCAAGGUCCAGGAUUCAUUCUACCGGGCAUAUUGAUCAUCGUAAAGCUGCUGGUACUUCCUCUGGUCACUCGACAAACCGUGAACAUCAUCAAUGCCGGUGCUAACUUCAGCGAAACGACUGACCUGAGUACCUUUGGAUUUCUGUACGGAACAUUUCCGGCGGCUCCGGGAGUUUUUGUCAUCGCCUCACAGUACAAUCAAGACGUGGAUCUGGUGGCCAGCAGCAUGGUGGCCUCAACCUUUAUCAGUGCUCCUCUAAUGUUUAUAUCGGCCAAGAUGAUCACCAUUACGAAUUUGAAUCCUUCGGACUAUUUGAACGAACUGGACAAGUUCGCGUUUGACAUCAGCAUUGUGGCGAUUAUUUGUUCGGUUUGGAUGCUGGUUUUGUUCAUGCUGACUCGCCGAGUGAAGAAGAUGCCUCACAGAAUUACCAGUUGUUUAAUUAUAUCGCAACUGAUCUGCAACAUCGGUGUUAUCAUGUGGUCAUCUUUUGAUCAGAACAGCGGCUGGAAGAUGUAUCUGCAGUUCUAUUUCUUCACGAUUGGAUGCUACAGUAGCCGGCUCUGGACUGCUUUCUUGGCAAUAACAAUUCUGUUUCUACAGUGCCGCAGUCUUUGCUUCGUGCUGAAGUUAUGGCCAUUAUUUAUUGCCGCAGCUUGGGGACUGCCAACGUUGAUCGUGUCUCUGCUGUUUCUCCUCGACACCAAGAACAUCACUCCUACCGAAAAGCGUAACCCUAGCUUCCAAUACGGCAAUGCCCAGGCCGCGAUUGCCGUGUUUCUACUGGUGAUGUGCUUCAUCGUAACCGUCGGCUGUUUGAUUCUGCAUCAGCGAUUCAAGAAACGCCACGAGCGCUAUCUAAGUCUAUCGAGGGAAGUCUCCUCGCCCGAUACGGAAUCCAGCACGGUGGGGUCCAGUUCAGUGACCAACCUGAUCCAACAGGAAUCCUCCAUUAACGGUGGCGUUCAUAGGAGGCGCCACUCUUUGACCUCGAGCGAUGAUGAGAUUCUUCGCGGUAGAGAGUCCGGCUGUGAAGGCAACGGUGAUGGCAAUGGAUGUUGUAGCGCCAGAAGCGGAACAACGAGUCCCCGCACCGUUGUAGAUAUCGAAGAUCUUAUCAUUCAAAGAAGUUUGAAUAAUGACAUUGAAAACGAUGAGUCGGAAUCUCCCAACGGUAUGUGUUCGGCACAGUUCAACUGUCCAUCGGCGGGUAAGCAACAGUGCCAAUCCCUGAUCGAUCGCUACCGAGAACAAUCCCGUGACGGUUUGGAGCCCCUUGAAAUCGACAAAACCGGCGAUGAACACCAAACGCUCAAACACAUGGUCCUACUGAUUCUGUUGCUCUGUUCAAUGUUCGUCGGCCUAGCUCUGUCCGUAUGGACCCUGGUCAUGGAAGGUAUGUCCGGCAUCUACGUGGAGUUAACUUUUUUGGAUGCAUUUCUCAACUUCGGACAGAGCAUCAUCGUACUGGCCGUAUUUAUCACCGACACCGGUGAGCUCUUACUACCGUUGAUGAAAUUUUGGCGCAAGAUUUGGUACGGCGCAAACUUGCUACAGCUACCGAUUUGGAAAGAGAUAAGCGCCGAAACACGACACGUCUGCGAUCAGUUUAUAACCCAUCAUCUGGACAACUGUCGUAAGGCCAUUGCCAAGGAUAAAAGAUGGCGCAUUAAAAUCUAUCGAAAGGUCUUCUACGGAAAUGCCUUCGUCGACUGGUUGCUAGAGGUGGGUUUGGCGAAAGAUCGCUCCGAUGCAACGCUCUACGCUCGCCGGCUGGUCGAUGGUCGAGUUCUAAGGCACAUCAACAAUGUAUACCACUUUCACGAUCGCACCCUGCUCUACACCUUUUGUGAUCGCUUGUAGACAACAACAGCAACAACACCCCUCUAGAAAGGUCUAUCGAGAGUUAAACGUGAUCAACGCACUCUAGAAGCAACAACAAAAAAACGGAAGAGUAUCGAAUGAUUUCAGAUGUUUUUUAUGAUUUCGCUGCUCGUUCGACCUUUUUACAUCUGCACGCGGACAAUGAUAUUAACAACUUUCCAGAACGAUAGCAUAGAACAGCCAGCCGCCAGUAUUUUCUAGGAUAGAUGUUAUAUUGUCGUUUGCUAUCUUUUAAAGGUUAAUUUACCUACUAGGUACUAGUUCAUCCUUUCAGAAAGGAUCCCCCGUUGGACUGAAAAGCAGAUUGCAGAGUGCUAAUAGAGCUCAAAGAGUUUUUAAGUUUUCUUCAGUUGUCUUUUUCAGUUACACAAACAUGGAAUCGUUACCAAAAGACAUUUUUGUUACGUGAUGUAGAAAUUUAUUGUAAAGAUUUUUAGGCGUUGAUUUUCCUAUAUGUUACAGAUAGGUAAUAGUUUUUUUAGAAUGCAAAAAAAAAUGCAAUUAAAUGCAUAUUAACUUAAGUAUUUAUUAUUUGCUAAAAUUAGGCGUUUAGUUUAACAUGAUUCGAGAUCUUUUAGUUUAAAACUAGUUCAAACCGUCGUUAAGAUUAAGACAGAGGGUGUUAAGAAAUUGGACCAAGAGAAUGUGAUCGAAUGGAAAUGGCUUUUCGAGGCCCGGCCUGGAUGCGCUAACUAAUUGUACAGCUGCUUUUUGUGCAAAGCUUGCCUAAAGGUUCUCAAUAAUUAACCGUAAUAUGUAGAUGAACUAUUGUAUUUUUAUCAAAUAUAAAUAUGAGCAUACAA
Uranotaenia lowii is the source of this 4271-nucleotide messenger RNA. RefSeq names its product integral membrane protein GPR155 (gene anchor). The record is from RefSeq and is a predicted model, not a curated record. The transcript is spliced from 8 exons. The coding region runs from base 670 to 3447 and encodes 925 amino acids. Gene Ontology annotation, cellular component: membrane. Lineage: Eukaryota; Metazoa; Arthropoda; Insecta; Diptera; Culicidae. Gene Ontology annotation, biological process: intracellular signal transduction; transmembrane transport.